Messenger RNA from Haliotis rubra (blacklip abalone), 204 nucleotides. RefSeq lists its product as uncharacterized. The record is from RefSeq and is a predicted model, not a curated record. The transcript is spliced from 3 exons. Lineage: Eukaryota; Metazoa; Mollusca; Gastropoda; Lepetellida; Haliotidae. The coding region runs from base 1 to 204 and encodes 67 amino acids.
AUGGAAGAGAACAUCAUCAACGUAAUACAGCAUUAUUAUACCCAAAGGCAAUUCGUUUACAAUGGCAUUAUUACAAAAUAUAGCAUUAUUAUACCCAAGCAUUAUUAUACCCAAAGGCAAUUCGUUUACAAUGGCAUUAUUACAAAAUAUAGCAUUAUUAUACCCAAGGCAAUUCGUUUAGAAUGGCAUUAUGUAACAAUAUAG